AUGAGUUAUCAACAACCGGACAUGUAUCACGAUCCCUCGGCGCGUUCCCCUGGUUCCCAGCGUCACCAACAACCUCUCCACCGUCAACCUUCUCGUCAGUUUGAUGCGUACGGUCCGAUGCCUGUGAACCCCUACGAGGACCAGAUGGCUCGCUACGAGUCCGCCCGUCUCGAGCGGUUAAACCCCUCUUUGCAGAAUAACUCGUACGCUUACGACAUCUCCGGCUCGCAGACCUGGAACCCCAAUGGGUUUGCCAACGCUCAAUCCCUCGGUGGUAUUCGCUCCGCCUCUGCUAGCUUGAAGCCCGCUGCCCGGGGUCGUACGGGCCUUCCUACGACCUGGCUCGAUCAGCAACCCGGCAUGCCUAAUGCCUUUUCCAACUUGGGCCCGGGCCCCAUCCAGAGUGCAGCCAUGCGCCCGGAAGCCUCCGCUUCAUCCGACGGCGAUGACGAGCUGAUUCCCACCGCCAUCGUGAUCAAGAAUAUCCCUUUUGCGGUGAAGAAGGAGCAGCUGGUGCAGUUGAUGACCGAGUUAAACCUGCCUCUGCCCUAUGCCUUCAACUACCAUUUCGACAACGGCGAGACCGCGACCGUGAUCGAGAUGCUGAACCACUUUGAAUUGCAGGGCCGAAAGUUGCGGGUCGAGUACAAGAAGAUGCUGCCCCUGCAGGAGCGUGAGCGGAUUGAACGAGAGAAGCGAGAGCGACGCGGCCAGCUGGAGGAGCAGCACCGCCCCAUGGGCAACCCCCAGCUCCAGACCCAAAGUUCGAUGUCUUCUCUGCACUCUGCCAUCCCAGCUACUUCGCCCUCCCCAGUGUCCCAGCGAGGCCAGAAAAUUGAUGUGGAUUUGAACGAUACCCAGACCUUAUCUUACUACUCCCAGCUUCUUCUCUUCAAGGAGGAUACCACGCGUGACUCGGUCAUUUUCCCUCCCAACCUGACCCCUUCCCAGCGACGCACGGUUCACACUCUGGCUCACAACAUGGGGUUGGGCCACGCCUCCCGUGGCAACGGUGAUCAACGCCAGGUCCAAGUAUACAAGGUUGCUCCCGGCACUAAUGUGAGCCCGCCCUUGUCCUCUAUUCCCCCGGCUGGUCCUUCCGAUAGCUCUCGCCGCGGCCUCAACCGCGCGGCCACUAUUGAUUUUAGCGAGGCCCGCAACGAAGGUGGCCCAGGCGCUUUCAACACUCUGCGGGGCCAGAACUCCGGCUUCCUUGGUGUGAUGGAUUCGCCGGGCAACUUCGCCAACACCCAAAACCUGCGAGCCGCCAAAUCAUUCGCUGAUUUGCGCUCGUACACGCCUUCCCCGGUCCCCUCUUCUGCCAGUUUCCCCGCCGCCCUCCAAUCCAACGGAGCUCGUCUCCAGUAUGAGGGUGCCCCGACCGGCAGCUCCAACACCCCGACUUUGACUUCCGCCCCGUCCGGCUCUUCGCUGGGUAUCCAGCGUGACGAUUUAUUGGUCAACAGCCUGGGAGGCCUCUCGUUGGGCACCGGUAUCGGUGGCCCCAACUCGAGCCCCCGGCGAUUGCGUGGUAUGUUUUCUUGGGAGCAGGACAGCCAGCCCUCGACCGCAGGUACCAUUGGCAGCAAUCGUGGAAUGGGAAUCGGGUUUGACACCGCGCAACAGGAGCGCAUGCCGAUUCGCCAGCCGCGUGGCCCGACUCCCGAGAAGGGCACCGGUUUCCGCCGUCAAAACGGCCACCAGGCCCGCGGUAGUGACGAGCUUCGCGCCAGCUCGGGCGUUGAGAUCAUCGUGGAGUAA
This is a messenger RNA of Penicillium chermesinum, 1761 nucleotides long. RefSeq lists its product as uncharacterized. The record is from RefSeq and is a predicted model, not a curated record. Gene Ontology annotation, molecular function: nucleic acid binding. The transcript has 4 exons. Lineage: Eukaryota; Fungi; Ascomycota; Eurotiomycetes; Eurotiales; Aspergillaceae. Bases 1 to 1761 code for a protein of 586 amino acids.